Dibothriocephalus latus is the source of this 528-nucleotide messenger RNA. The record is from the annotation of a GenBank genome assembly. Lineage: Eukaryota; Metazoa; Platyhelminthes; Cestoda; Diphyllobothriidea; Diphyllobothriidae.
GUAUUUGAGAACUUGCCCAAGUACAUUCUUUUUGUUCUGCAGGAGCACUCUUAUCCCUAUUGGCCAUCGAAGCGGUCUGCCAGAUAUCAGUACUACGUCAUCGAUCCGAUGGUUGAGUACAAUAUGCCAACUUACACCUUACGCGAGUUCAAGGUCACGGACACGCGUGCUGGCGUUUCAAGAACAGUUCGGCAGUUUCAGUACACAGAGUGGCCCGAGCUGGGCAUGCCGGAUAACUGCGAGGCCUUCACAAACUUUAUCACUCAGAUCCACAAGACAAAGGAUCAAUUUGGUCAGGACGGACCCAUUACUGUUCACUGCAGCUGUGGUUCGGGUCGUACGGGUGUCUUCCUACUGCUGUCCGUGGUGCUGGAAAGACUGCGCAACGAGGGUAUAGUGGACAUUCUUCAGACGGUGCGACUUCUUCGGACGCAACGAAUUCAUAUGAUUCAGUCACCGGAACAAUUACAGUUUUGUUACAAGGCCGUUCUAGAUUACAUAUCCUCAUUCAACGCCUGCGUUCGAUGA